Messenger RNA from Culicoides brevitarsis, 1151 nucleotides. It is a transcript of the gene GXIVsPLA2, whose product is annotated as group XIIA secretory phospholipase A2. Gene Ontology annotation, cellular component: extracellular region. The record is from RefSeq and is a predicted model, not a curated record. Gene Ontology annotation, molecular function: A2-type glycerophospholipase activity; calcium ion binding. NCBI's taxonomy places the organism in Eukaryota, Metazoa, Arthropoda, Insecta, Diptera, Ceratopogonidae. The coding region runs from base 311 to 982 and encodes 223 amino acids. Gene Ontology annotation, biological process: phospholipid metabolic process; arachidonate secretion; lipid catabolic process. The transcript is spliced from 4 exons.
AAUUUUAAGUAUCAAAAAUUACGCCGGUGUGAAACGUCAUGACUCCUCUAUAUUUAUUUACAUUCUUACUCUCAUAUCGUGCUUAUCCAUCGACUGUGUUCGAGAUUUUUCACUCGCAUCUCAGCAUAAAGUUUUCAUAUUAAUUAUUGUCACAUAAUGUUUUCUGAGAGUAUUCUCUGAAAAUAGUUGCCAAAAUAACACGUCAGAGGAAAAUUCACCGAGAAAACUCUCAGUUUUUCGCAUAAUUUUUCAUGCAGUUUCUUGGGGUGAUUUGAGUGAGACCAAAAAUCUGAUGAAAAUCUGAUUCAACAUGCAGAUUCCGUAUAUGAAAGUAGCGAUUUACGUGUUGACCUUCCUUGGAUACUGCUAUUCAGGAGCAGGAAGUGGACUUUUAACGACACUAAGAGAUUCUAUUAUCGCCGCAGAAGCUGUUUUUGGGGAUGUCUUCCAUAAUUUAAUCGCAGCCUCGAAAAAGUUUACAUUUUUGAAUGAAGUGUUUGACAAAGCAGUGGAAGAAAAUUGCGUGUUUAAAUGUCCAGAAGAUUCGAUUUUACCGGUGAAGAAUAAGUUGCAUACUCCUGCUUUUGAUGGAUGUGGCUCACUCGGAUUGAAAAUUGACACGGAAUAUUUGCCAUCUAAGGCUAUGGAAGAUUGUUGCAAUGAACACGAUGUGUGUUAUGAUACGUGCAACAGCGAUAAAGAGCUUUGUGAUUUAGAUUUUAAAAGAUGUCUUUACAAAUAUUGUGACGCGUACGAGAAAUCUGUGGCUGGAGGUGUUAUGGUCAAAGGAUGUAAAGCAGCAGCAAAGAUGCUUUUUACAGGAACACUGACCUUCGGUUGCAAAAGCUACUUGGAUUCCCAGCAACGUGCAUGUUAUUGCCCUCCUCCAAAGGGAGAUUUUCCGAAAGAUAAGAAGAAAGAAAAAGACAACAAACAAAAGAAACCAGCAAAUUACGGAUGGAAAACUGGAAGUGACUUAUAGUACGAUUCUUGCUUGUAUCGUAUAAGUUUUAUAUAUAAGUACCUCUAAUUUCAUAACGAAUAGUGUGAUAUGAUAUUAAAGAAUCUUGAAAUUUGAAUUAAAAUUUGAGAGUUAAUUCUAAAGAAAUUCAAAGAAUUUUAUUUUAUCAACAUUUGCAUACAUGUCCAAU